ACUGCCAGCCAGGGAGCGGCCGCAGCGGCCCUGCACCGCUCUGCGCCUGCGUGGAACUCGGGUCGCUCGCUCAGGCCCCGCCCCUCCGGUUGCCCCUAUGACAGGAGACGCCGCGUCAAGAAUGCCCAAUCACGGACUCAUCCUGCUUUCAUGUGUAGAUCACGAUGACCAUCACGCAAAUAGAUCAAGGACAGCGGUACAGGCCAAGAAUGGCAUUCUUGAAAAAGUUGGAGGUUUUGUUGGUAGAAAUGCAAGAUCCACAAUCUGGCAUCAAAACGCAAAUUCAGAACAUGCCGGAGGGCAGCAUUCCACAUACUGUGGUUGGUUGUGAUAUGCUGCAAUGGAUUGUGAAGCAUUUGGAUAUUACUAAGGAAGAGGGGCUACAUUUGGGAAGUAUGAUUAUGAAGUGUGGGUACAUCUAUCCUCUUCAGGACCGAAAGAAUCUGAAUCUCAAAGCAGACACCAGUCUCUAUCGAUUCCAGACACCCUACUUUUGGCCAACCCAGCAGUGGGGAGCAGAAGAUACAGAUUACGCCAUUUACCUAGCAAAGAGAAAUAUUAAGAAGAAAGGAGCUCUAGAAGAUUAUGAAAAGGAACAUUAUAGCAUAUUGAACAAACGCAUCAAUCAUAAAUGGGACUUCAUUAUUAUGCAAGCCAAGGAGCAGUACAGUGCAGGAAAGGAACGAACGAAACAAGACCGGUAUACUUUGGAUUAUCAAGAAAAAGCCUACUGGCUGGUGCAACGGACUCCUCCUGGAAUGCAAGACACACUUGAUUAUGGGCUGGAUCGAGCGACAGAUCCCUGUGAAAAUAAGAGAAAAACAUUUGAUGUAUAUAGGACAGAGAUCAUGAACCUCCAACAGGCACUCAUGAAGUCUGCAACAAAGUCAUCUGUCUCUCUGGGAGGAAUAGUGAAGUACUGUGAACAGUUCUGCUCCAACGACCCUAUAAUCUCAGGAUGCCUACCCAGCAACCCUUGGGUUUCUGAUGAUGUGGAUUUUUGGGAACUCAAUGCAAAACUGGUAGAAAUCCCCACCAAGACACGGGUGGAGAAAUGGGCCUUAAACUUUAAUGAGCUGAUGAAGGACCCCAAAGGACGUCAGAAUUUCCAGCUGUUCCUGAAGAAGGAAUUCAGUGGUGAGAAUCUGGGAUUUUGGGAAGCUUGUGAAGAUUUGAAGUAUGGAGAUCAAUCCAAAGCGAAAGAAAAAGCAGAAGAAAUUUACAAAACCUUCUUGGCCCCAGGAGCAAGACGCUGGAUUAAUAUUGAUAGCACCACUAUGGGCAUUACAGUCAGAGGCCUCAAAAACCCUCAACGCUAUGUCUUAGAUGCUGCACAGACUCAUAUUUAUAUGCUCAUGAAAAAGGAUUCUUAUGGUCGCUAUUUGAAGUCUCCAGUAUACAAAGAAAUGUUGUCCAAGGCAAUUGUACCACAAGAAGUGGUUAAAAAAAGCUCUUACAAUCCGUUUGUUCGCAAGCACCUGCGCUCCAGUCCCAGCCCAAUCCUCUUGAGGCAGCUGGAGGAAGAAGCCAAAGCUAGAGAAGCCGCCACCAAUGUGGACAUCACCCAGGUUAUGAGCAAGCUGGAUCGUAGAAGCCAGCUCAAGCAGGAGGCCCCGCCUGCUAAAUAGGGCCCCUAAAGGGCUGGAGAGCCCAGGGCAGGAGAAAAACCACAGAGCCAGGAGGAGGUUGCUGGCUGUACGUAGGGCUGCAUUUCCGCCUCCUGGCCUGCAGGUGCCACUAGUGUUACAUUGUUAGCAAUCCCUCCCUCCCUCCCUCUCUCUCUCCCACCCCCCAUCUUGCCUUCCCGUCUACAGUCGGCUGUUGCCAUGACAUCCAGAACAGUGUCCCUUCAUCAGCCCUUGCGGAUGAUAGAAUCCUAGAACACAGGUGGCAAAAUAAGUCACCUUACAAGAAUGGCAGUGAUGCUUUUCAUAUCAGAUCAGCUCAUUUUAGACUGCAUUUUCUAUAAACUCCCCUCCCACUUCUACAAAUGCUACAAAGACUGGAUGCCAUGGCAACCAGCUGCCUGGCCUCUCUAUGCCUGUAAAUAACAAAGAAAAAGGGCUGAAGAAUCCCAUUGCAAGACAUCAGCCAAAAAAAUGGAAUCUUCUUUCCAGACAUCAAUUAUCUGAUCAUUGCCUAGAGAACAAUUCAAGAAUUUGAUAAGGAGCAGACCCUGAGGAAGGAGACUAGUGGACACAUUUAAAUGAUUAUGCAUAAUGCAGAUUUACUUUGUGAAUGAUUAGUAUAAUCCCUUAAUAUCAUUUAAUCAUCUUUUCCUAUUCAGAAUGGCUGUGUUGACCAACAAUGGGUUGUGUUUCCCUUCAGAAAAUGUUUGCAGAUAAUGUACAGAUUCUUUGUUAGGUUUAAUUAGAAUGAUCCACUUUAAUAAGCAGUAAUAGGACAGCGUCUUUCUUUAGGACAGAUAUUUCAGAUUUCCUAAGUAGUUUAAAGAUCCUGGCUGCUCAGAUGCUUAAUCAUUUGCCUGGUGACCAUUUAAAGGAAAACCUUUAGUGGAUUUUUACAAUUCUACCAGACAAAUAUAUUUUAUACUAGACAACUCGUGACUUGUUGGGUCAAUAUUUCAGAGAUAUUUUCUUACCUAAACAGAGAAACAGAAUGACCACGGGUGGGCAAAGAAUCAGCAGGAAAGGGAGGGUCUUCUGAUAUUCUGCCAGCUUCCCAUUCCCUUCCUUGUGGGAAGCUGGCAAGGAGUGCAGGAAAUUGCGAUCACAUGAGUUCAGCUGGCUAGAGCAGCGCAGCACUAUGGCAAUACUGAGAUAGUCACAAAUUUGCCAAAUUUGAAUUCCACGGGAGUCGUGGGUCCUGGAUUUUAGAUACACUCUUUAAGUUAACACAUUUGAUGUAUAUUGAUUCGAAAAAUAUUAUCUUAUGAUGUUUUUUGUAAUUAAAGGUUACAAUCAGACAAGCAGGAGAAUGAUAGAUAGGUAGGUAGGUAGGUAGGUAGAUGAUAGAUAGAUAGAUA
Molecule: messenger RNA, 2986 nt
Organism: Notechis scutatus (mainland tiger snake)
Lineage: Eukaryota; Metazoa; Chordata; Lepidosauria; Squamata; Elapidae
Source: RefSeq, a predicted model, not a curated record